Orbicella faveolata is the source of this 11116-nucleotide messenger RNA. Its product is annotated as E3 ubiquitin-protein ligase rnf213-alpha-like. NCBI's taxonomy places the organism in Eukaryota, Metazoa, Cnidaria, Anthozoa, Scleractinia, Merulinidae. Gene Ontology annotation, molecular function: ubiquitin-protein transferase activity; ATP hydrolysis activity. The record is from RefSeq and is a predicted model, not a curated record.
UCGGAGAAUACGCACGGAAAUGCGGUAAAGCUCGCUGAAGAUGAAGAGCGGGUCAGUGCAGGGCUGCGAACAGUCUCUGUAUUCGGCUUUAUUAGUUUCUCAAACAUCGUCCUGAGACACCGAAAAUGAAGUGUCCAGAGUGUGGAAACACUUUUCUUGGAGAAGACCACGAUUUCUGCUUUAAAUGUGGCUGCAAAAUAUCGAAGGCAAAAGAAGAACCGAGUUCACCAUGUUCACCGUCAGUUGACGACAACAGCAAGGCACCCGCAACGAAUGUAGAAGAAUCUGACUUUCAGGAAGACACAGGCGUUUCACUUGAUGGAGUACAAAGGAAAAGAAAGGAUGAAGGUGAACAAGAAGGGAAACCUGCAAAACGGAAGUCUGUUGGAAAUGAAGUUGAUUCUGUCCCUGGUGGAGUUGAUGAUGUGACUGCAACUGCUUUGCAGAACCUACAACUAUCAAAGGAGCUACCUGAAGGGCAGCAGAAGACACUUCCUGACACAACAUCGGGAUUAGUACCAGCUACUGAACACCCCUUAAGUGACUCCAGGGAAUCAGAGCCAAUGUCUAUUAAGCAGGCAUCCAACACUGGGUAUCAGCUUACAGCCACGGAAUCUGCUACGCCUGAAGUUGGCAGAACUUGUGAGUCAGAGAAGUUGCUUAGAGCACCCAGUUCAUCUAGCCCAAAUGCCAAUGCGCAGCAAAAUCAAGAAGAAGAGGGUGGAGUCAGAGGAGAAAAUGGGGAGGCAGACAGCAAGUCAAACAAGUCUGCAGGCAGCACUGCAAUGAGGCAAUCCACUGAGGAUGACAUGGGCAACAGUGAUAGCAGUAGUGGCUCUGGUUCAGAGGAAGAUGAAGUAAAUCAGCCAAAAGAUAAGAUCAAGAGAAAAAAACAAAAAAGUGCUUCCAAGAGGCAGAGGGAGAAGAAACAGGACCAGAAAAAAAGGAGGGAAGCUGAACAGCGAGAAGCAAUUCGGAAAGAAAGAAAUGGAGGCAAUGUUGAUGAAAAUAACAAAGAUGCCUACCAGACAGAGCAGAAAAUGAGAAACAAGAAUUCUAUAAAAGCAAGCACCAAAGAUCAAAAGAGCAAGGGAAAAGGGGCUUCAAAGGGAAAUAAAAAAAUGGCACAAGAUAAGAUGAACAAUGAAAAAUCUACAGACUUUGAAGGUUUUGGGCCUGGCUACCAGGACAAAAUGACCAUUAUCUUUCAUGCUGUACUUGCACCUCACUUCAGUUUUGAGGGGAGCCGUGGAGACAAGAUCUUUAUGAGAUUUGGUAGACUACAGUUGGGGAGCUUCAAGAGUAAUGUUCUGGAGUUGAAGCCAGUAAGGAACCUGGAUAAUGGUUUUCUGUUGGUGAGAGGAGAGCUACAAGUUCCUUUUGGAUUGGUUUCUGGGAAUGUGCCUUACAAAUAUGUUGUACACAGGAUGGGAAGAGAAAAAGGAGAAGAGGGAAAAUAUUUGUGGGAACAUAUCGUCCAUGCUGGACCUUACAGGAACAGGUGUCUUUGUAUACCAAAGGAUAGGUGCCACAUUGGAGCAAUUUGGUAUCAGUAUGAUGAUGGAAUUUUUAGUGAACCUAAUCUAGUCCAAAGCUUGCGCAACAUAAUGCCAGUUUGGAAAAGUAUGGAUGUUCUCGAAGGGCGAAACCUUGCUACAUCAGCCAUGCUGCGCGAGUGGAAAGAUCUCUUAACUGUCAAAAGUGACAAAACAAUGGCAGCUUGGGAUUUUAUUAGGAGAGUUGGAGACUUAGCCUACUGUAUGACAAAUUCCAAAGUUGAGGAUUAUGGACGUGUCAUACCAAAUGUUCCUCCAAGAUAUAAUUUUAAGCAAAUUCUGAGGGAUUACCUGAAGCCUAAAAUUGAACAGAAUGCUACUCUUCGGGAGGUGGAUGUGGAUGAGGAAACAAGGCUUUCUUGCCUAGUUUUAGCAGUAGCCAUUUGUCAUAUCAUUACAUCGCACAAAGUACAGCUUGAUGUUGAAGAUUAUCACAAGCUUUUGAUGUCAUUAUCUCUUUGGUCUGAUACUGAAGAAAAUACCUGUUCAGCAUUUAACAAGCUACUACAUAACUUUCCUGAUGCGCAUUGGAGAGAGUUAGGUGAGUCAAUUCAAGCCAUCUGCAGAUAUGCUGCAAAGAAUCAUCGUCAUCUUAACUCCUGGCUGUUUGCUGUGCCCUUGGCCCACUUUUUAACUCAGGAAUCAGAGCCUUUCAAUGCAGCUGUGUUGCUUCUUGAAACACCUCAAGACGGGGAAGACACAUGGUGGGGAGCCGGUGGCUUUGAGACAAAGGCUGUGAGAGAAAGGACCGUGGGUGAUGAUGGCUGUCCAUCACACAUGAUCAAAAUGCUGGCUCCAUUGUUUGCCUUGGACCCUCUCUUCAGAAGAACAUUUCUUCUUGUUGUUCCUUGUCAAGCAUUUGGAAGAAUUGCUGCUUCAGGGAUAUUCACAGCACUGGAAAUGUGUACUACUCUGGCAAGAAUUGUACGAGAAAUACGCUUUAUGACAGAAGAGGAGAAUGGAGCUAUAUCUGCUACCUUUAAGAAAGUAAAGAAGGAUUUUAACAUUUCUACGCAAGGGCAACAUCCAAGUUCCGUAGUGGGUGAUGACGAAACCCUAAAACAUGAAGCCGUCCUUUGCGCCAACUCUUGCUUGAGCAUUUUGAAGACAGUGCUUUCCCAUACAAGGUGUCAUUCCAUUCUGCUGUACGACUGUCUGGAAGCAAUUGAAAUGUGCACUGCCACACUGAAAACUGAAGCUGUUGAAGGUGAUGCGAACCGAGAUGCAGGACACCUGAGCAGAAUUGCAGAGGAAACCCUUCGUACGGUGAAGAAAUGGUUGAAACAAGUGUUGCACGAUCAAGUUCCAUGCUACACUGAUUCUGCAAAGCGUGAAGAACUAACGGUCUGGACUAAACUGUUUACUUUGUGUUGGACAAACAGCCAGGCCAAUGAAAUGUGGAGAAACCAACUUAUGGACACUUUCACACAGCGUUUGGAGGAGCGUGAGUGUAAUGACCUGGUUGAACUUUUUACCAAAACCAACAUGAGUGCAUAUCAUCAUUCCGUUCAGGAUUUGGUGUCCAAAGUGACAUUCAAGAAAGUGGAAAGCAUGCUUCAGACAGGACAUAAAGGUGCAGAGGUAUUUAAAAAUAUUACAGAGCAUGGACUUACGUCUCCUCAGGCAUCUAAAUGUGGUGAGCUUCUUACCCUAAUGAUACAAAGAUGCUGGCCUCAGCCCAAAACUGGCAAUGCGCUGUCAAGUCUAGUCAUCCUUAAUCAUUUGCUUACAUGGAGCUUGUGGCCUUGCUUUCUGCAGAGAUUUGGUAGAGAAUCUGACUAUCGCUGUGUAUUAAAAGAAGAUGGACAAGAAAUUUUGAUGCUAGCCAUUUCGUCUCUUGAGGCUGCCAUAGGACUCUUGAAGAAUGGAGCUAUAGAAGUUCAAAUGCUAAUUCUACUCAAGGAUUAUUCAGAACGAUUUCUAUUGCUCUGCAAGCAGAUCAGCAAGGACGAAAAUGAAAGUUCAUCCUUAAGCCAUUUGUUGAAUCAACGUUGUAGUGAACUCAUUGCAUUUCAGCGGGAACGGAACAGCGUUUCUGCCUUCUUAAGGAUGUGCUCAUGUAUCGAACAAGUAAACCUCCAUGAAUUGUCAGGGAAGGUGGCGACAGACGCCUCUCGCCUAUCCAUGAAAGAUCUUGUACGGUCAACAAUUGUUGGUGGGAGAGUGUUGCCAGUGGUAACUUUCUUUGGUCUUUCUUCGGAGGCUAGGGAAAUGAUUUCAACUCUUAGUGAACUAAAGGACAGUAUUCUCCUUAGGCAAUUUUGGAAGGACAAUGGGUACAAGGCACUUAAGAAGACUGGACAAGAAGCAGCCCAAAAGGUGGCCCGCAGUGUUGAAGAUGUUGUGGAGUUGAUUUGGACACCUUCAUUUGAGCAGUUGCAGUCUUUGCAAAAGCGUUUCUUAUGUGGUACGAUUUCCUUUGAAGAGGUGGACAAGUUUUUCAAUGUCUUCAAAGGCAACCAGAAGUAUGAAGAUCUUACCAAAGAAAUCAGGCUUAUCACUUCAAGAAAUGACGGUCAAGGGCCACCUCUAAAUUCAACAAUUGACGAGCGCAUUCGGCAGAUAGAGCAGUACCACAAGUUACAUAACUGCAUUGAUGUUGCUAAGAUUAUCCUGGAUUUCAAAACGAGUAAUGGCCUGGAAGGAAAUUUUCAAGUGGUAGAGGAUCUGCUCAACCAGACGCAUAGUGAAUUCAAACAGCGGCCACUGAGAACCAUGAAUGCAGCAUUGCGGGACGCUGGAAGACAGUUGUCCAGAAUAACUCCUGGCCGUGCGCGCUGCCUUGAUGCUGUAACCAGAUGUCAACGUUUAAUUGACUGGCUGAAGGAAACUAUUUCAGGACCUCAAGAACUCAAGGUGCUUGUGGAUUUGGCCAUCAUAUCAGCUGGGGAGACAGACAUGGAGACCGCAAGAAUAACCUGCUUACAUACCAGCUGCUUAGGAUUUGCACCACUUAUCUUCGAUUUGAAACGUUCUUUUGGUUUUGACGAUUUAAUGAGAACUUGUGAGCCAGUUUGGACUGCAGUGGAUACAGAUCCCACGCUCCCUACAAAACUGGAGGACACCAGUCGUCACAUGGAUUGGCUUCAGAAUGUCAAAACAUCUCAUGGUUCUGUGGCCAUGUCCUCUCUUAUGGAAGCUAAGACUAUCAAUGAACAUGGCAUCUACAGCGUUGGAUGCCUUAAUGAAGAUGCGAGUUCAUCACUAGUACAGGAACAAUUAACGCUGCCCAAUGUGAUUAAGCUCAGAGUGCCGUCAGGUAAAACCGGGAACAGCAAAGAAUAUACACUCGAUGAUCUGAAGGAUUUGCAAAGUAAGCUCAUGCUUAUUGCUGCUAAGGCGUCGCAUGGCAAACAGGACGUUGACAGAUUUGUUGAUAUUCUGCAAUGUGUCCUGCGACUUGCCACAGUUUAUAUUUCACUUUGCAAUGCUGGGGAAGUGAGUCACCUCAAGUGGAAACAUGAAUUUGAUUGUACCCCAAGACUUGCCACCAACCGCCCUCUAAUAGAUGAUUUGAUGGAUGAAAGUGUGCAAAUGGAACAGUGUCUUCAGUUGUGGAAAGAUGAACUACAUGCCAAGCGUUUGCGGUACAGUGAAUUAAAUCACUUCACCACGCGGCAGUUGCUGUUCCUUCGACGUAAACUGGCCAUUGUCCAAGGCAGAGGCCCCAGAGCAGUGGAUGGCAUUCCUCUUGAAGUGUAUAACCUUUUGGAGAGCGUGUUACCAGGCAUUGACCCGGCCACUCUGAAGUCUGUGCUUACAUUUUGUGGUAUAUGUAGUCAAGAGGAUGGCCAAGACAUCAUCAGGUCAUAUGGUACCAGCAGUAAACGUCAGCGACCAAGUGAUAACUCCGACAGGUCUAAACUGUCAAAAGAGCUGCAGCCUUCAAACAAAGAAAUGUUCCAGUCACUUGUUGCCAAGUUGGAGUUGCUUGGUUACUCUGAGGAGGUUGCCAUAGCCGCAAUGAUCACAUGCAAAGAUGCCACGGAGGCAGAUCUAAUUGUGUGGUCUGUCCAAAAUGGAAACAACGAAGAUCUGAUCAGUGCUAAGCACUCAGAGGCACAGAAUGAUCCCAGAUAUUUGCAGCUAAUGGAUAAGGAUAGCACCACAUCUCGGGAACAAGAAAGUCCUGGAGAGGAAGAUAUGACAGAUGAAUCAGGGGAUUCAUCAGAACCAAUGGAAACUGCUUUCACUCUUGACCAGACAGCAGAUGGGGAAUUUCUCAGCCUUGAUGACUUAGGAAACCUUUUGCUCCACCUUUCUUCACAAGCUUCUAAAAAAGGACGAAGACGCUUCCCAAGAUACCUGAAGCGUGGAAAGCCAAAUUUUGUGAUUGUUCCAAAAGAUGACAUUUUUGGAACUGUGCUGUCCUUAUACAUGCACGAUAAUUCACAGUCUCUUCCCACAUCUGAAGAAGUCUUGAUCUGCACAUCUGAUACAACUGCAGAAGAGAUUGAAUUGUUAUGGAGACGAUCCCUUGGUGACAAAGAUGGCAGGUUGUUUUGCUUAGUGAACGUUGAUCUGCUUGACUACACUGUCUCCCAGAAAGCCGCCGAUGCCUUAGGAUUUCUACUACAGGCGCCUCAAUACAAUCACAAUGAAGGGCUGUCUCUUGUGGUUAUCUGUAGCUCUGAAAACGAAGACAGAGCUCACAUGGCUGCAGCUCUUGAUCAGUACAGACUAGGAACUAUACCACAUUGUGCAUCACCAAAGGAAAUCAGGCAAUACCUGAAGACACAGUUCAAGCCAUGCUCUCAACAACGGGGAAAGUUCAGAGAUCAGAUCCUGCCGUGGACUCCGGCUGCUGCAUUGGACAAAGAGGGGCUGGCUGUGAGAGUUCUGUCAUCUGAACGAGCAGGAGCUGGGAAGAGCUUGGUAGUUUGUCGGCUCAGCCAGAGCUUACCUGGACUUAAAAACAAUGAAACAGUGGUGGACUUCCUAAGAGACAUGGAGGCUGAUGUGCCACUUUGUAUCACUGUACCAAUUUAUGGACCUUUUGUGCAUCAAUACACCAUUGCAGAGUCCUUGUUACCCCACACCAUUGUUCCUGAUUUGCCUCUUUCACGAGUUUUCCAUCUUGAUGUACAUCCGUCGGUAAAAAGUGGCCUUGACACGCUUCUAUUCAAUCUGCUAGUCCUUGGUGUGUUAGAGAGCAGUAGUGGCCAGGUCUGGAGGAGAAGACCCUCUGAUCUGUAUGUGAUUGAACUAACUCCAGGACCAUCACAAAGUUCAAAUGAAACUAUUGAAAGAAGACUUCCGGUCACCAAGCGUGGUAGCUCCACGAAAGUCAUAGCAGAACCGUUUUACAGGCUGCUUCCUACCAUUCACUGUGGAACACCAAUGCAAACAUUAUUUCAACUGAGAUCGAAUCCAGUGGCUGGCAACAGUCUCAACCCUCUCUUUGACAAUGCUGAAUUCCAAAGCUCUUAUGUUCAGCGUGCGUUUCAGUACCUUAAGCUAUGGGAAUCAGCUGGCGAUAGUCUGGAUCAUUUCUGGUUCUUACCAGGUCAAGUGAUGGGUGACCACGCAGAGUGUAUAGAGACACUCACCAGAAAUUGUGGCAUCGAGGACCCUUCAUGGUCUGAGUUACGGUACUUUGUAAACUUCCUCAACUCUCAGCUUCAAGCCUGUGAGGAAAGUUCAUUCUGUAACAUGGAUUUAGUGGGGGACACGUUGGAGGGUUUUAGAAGCUUUGUGGUCCGCUUCAUGAUCUUGAUGUCGCGGGACUUCGCUACACCAUCUCUUAAUUCUUGUGAAAGUCCCACUGGCACUUCUGANAGCUUUGUGGUCCGCUUCAUGAUCUUGAUGUCACGGGACUUCGCUACACCAUCUCUUAAUUCUUGUGAAAGUCCCACUGGCACUUCUGACCAAGACGGUGAUGCUAACGGCGAUGAUGAAGGAGCUACAGAAGCUGAGGUUGUCCGAUUAAGUCUCAGAAGACGCUGGGAGACUAGCUCGCAUCCUUACAUAUUCUUCAACCAGGAUCGCAUCACCAUGACAUUUGUUGGUUUCCACAUCGACCAAAAUGGCAAUUUGAUUGACCCAGACCUUCAUGUUGUCAUUCAGCAAAAUUUGAUGUCAAGGCACCUGCGUACUGGUCUGUUUGUGCAAAAGGUUGACAUGGAAACUAACUAUGAAUCUUGGAGCAAAGGCGAGAAAAUUGAGAAGCUUUGUGGAGUAAUGGGCGUUGAGUGGCCUUAUGAUCCAGAUGACUCAUAUGAACUCACCACAGACAACUUGAAGAAAAUUUUGGCUAUCCACAUGCGCUUUAGAUGUGGCAUCCCUGUGGUUAUAAUGGGCGAGACUGGCUGUGGAAAAACAUGCCUCAUUCGAUACAUGUGUGGCUUACAGUCUGGGCCUGGUGGACCAAAGAACAUGCUACUAAUGAAGGUUCACGGGGGGACAACCUACAAAGACAUUGAGAAGAAGGUGGAGCAAGCUGAGGAAAUGGCUAGAGUGAAUGAAAUGUUGAACAUUGACACGGUGUUGUUCUUUGACGAGGCUAACACGACUGAUGCUUUGGGAAUGAUCAAGGAAGUCAUGGUGGAUCGCAGAGUCAAUGGCAGAAAGAUAGGAGUAGGGCUCAAGAGGCUACAGUUCAUUGCAGCAUGUAAUCCUUACAGAAAGACUCUCGAUGAUGUCACCCGAGCCCUUGUACUUUCCCUUGGGGUAUGUUACCAGGCACGCCUUCAAGACAGGGAACCGUAUCGUCGUGCUGUGGCUCGAAGCUUUUCCCAACCAUGCCAGCUGCCUGGUGGACAUCAACGUAUUUCGCAGGAAAUUACACGGUGUCAGAAAGCAGUACUGAAUCAGUUGGAAUUAUUAGGUCAUAACAUUGCUCGCAACACGGCCUUGAGUGAGAACGUGUUUAUGAUGGUGGUGUGUAUUGAGCUCAGGAUCCCACUGUUUGUGGUUGGUAAACCGGGCAGCUCCAAAUCCCUUGCCAAAACUGUUGUGGCUGACAACAUGGAAGGAGAUGCCUCAAGAUCUGAGCUCUUCAAGACUUUUAAACAGGUACAGAGUAUUAACUUUUCGAUAUGCAAUAUUCAAAAUAGAGGUUUCAGGAGACGGUCUGAAACUCUCCAAGAGUCCAAGAAGGAUGAAUUCUUUGGGCUUCGUGAUUUUUACAGCUUGGUGAAGAUGGUGUACAAAAUGGCCGAGGAGCAUCGACGUGAGCCAAGUUGGGCAGAGGUAGAACAUGCCAUUAGAAGGAACUUUGGGGGACUGGAUGAGAUUGAGCCAGUCAAAGUUUUCAGAAAACAUUUCAGGAGACAGUUCUCACUGGGCAGAAGUGCCAUGGCGACACAGAAUGAAGAUGCCUUCUCCGCAGUGAACCUGAUCAAAGCCAGUCUUGAGCGUCAAAUUUCCAGAGGAGAGAGCCGAUACCUGUUGGUGUUGACGGAGAACUAUGCAGCUCUGCCGAUUGUUCAAGAAGAGCUGCUCAAGAAAAAAGAAGAUCCAGUCAUAAUUUUUGGGAGCAGUUUCCCGAAAGAUCAGGAAUAUACACAGGUCUGCCGGAACAUUAAUCGAAUUAAAGUGUGCAUGGAAACGGGAAGAACAGUGAUCCUCCUAAAUUUAGAGAGCCUCUAUGAGAGUCUUUAUGAUGCUCUUAACCAGUACUACGUGUAUUUUGGAGGACAAAAGUUUGUGGAUCUUGGACUGGGAAGCCAUCGUGUUAAAUGUCGUGUCAGUGAUGCUUUCAGGUUGAUUGUGAUUGCUGAAAGAGACGUUGUUUACAGUAAGUUUCCAAUUCCUCUGAUCAAUCGUCUGGAGAAACAUUACCUUGUGACAUCAGCAAGCCUGUCUUCUGCGCAAACAGCCGUGGUGCUUCGCCUUCAGGACUGGGUGAAAAAUUUUUCUCAAAUCAAUGUCCCACCCCACCAGCAAAUGAGGAAAUAUUUACCUGGUGAUGCAUUUGUUGGUUACCAUGGGGACACGGCAGCAUCUGUAGUGCUUCAAGUGUGCAGCAACAUGGACCAGCUUGGACAGCAUAGUCAUUUCAGUGACCGACAUUCCUGGGAGGAGGAGGUUUUCAAACAAUCACAAGAACUUCUGUUACAGUGUGCUACACCUGAUGCUGUUGCACGGCUGCAAUGCUCCCAGCUAAGACAGCAAUCAGACAAACUGUGGGAUACGUAUUUUACAGUCCAGGAGCAUUCAAGUUUGACAGCCUUCCUUAGAAAUGUUCUGACGACAGAGGAGAGAAAGUCAGACAAAGGAACUUUGAUUCAGGUGACAACUCACUCCAGGCUGCUGUCAUCAAGUGAUUUACAAGACAUUUCAUCCGCUACCUCUCUCUCAUUGCCAAACGUAACAUGUCUGAGUCUGCAGCAGUUCCACACCGAGCAGCAGUUCUGCUCAUCUGUAAGGGACUUCUUUGCUAAACUUGGCGGAAGAGAGGGAUUGCUGCUUGUCCAAUGUGAUGCUGGAGAUCUGAACUGCAACUUGAUCCCUUGUGCUCGUCACCUCCUAGUGGAACAGAGAACCACUGCAGAACAAGAUUUACUAGAAAGUGUUGAACACAACCCCUUGUCGUUCAUCCAUAUAGUUCUGAUUGUUCAACUCCCUCGUCUUGUUGGAGGCUGUCCAACGUUUGCUGGUUUUCAAGGAGGGCGUUGGUUGUCUAUUCACAUAGACGAGCUUCGCCCACCAACGGGUCAAAUUCCAGCCAUUCAGUUCAUGGUGGACAGAACCGUCAGUGAGUUAUUUGACGUGGCACCAAGUACAACGCAGGUUGAUGAUAUGGAAGUUGAGGAGGAGCAGGAACAGGAAGAAAUGACUAACAUUGGCAUGGAGAUCACGGCUGAUGCUUCCUCCAGAUAUACAAACCUGGAUAAAGUAGACAUUGUCAGCCUACUGAGAAGCUGUGUUCAAGCUGCUGUUGCAAGAAUUGAUGACGAGUCUUGUGGUCCAUCAAGGUCAACACGUCGGAUAGAACUGAUGUUGAGUCUUCUUCCAGAUUGCAGAUCCAGAGAAACUGAUUUGUCAUUUGCUACCAUCUUGGCUCGACGAAUCCACAAACUUCUUCAAGAAAAAGAUGAGCGGGCUGGAAUGAAGGCAAGUGAUUGGCUACGCUCGGAGGCUUUAAGCGGUACAGGAAUCCAAGAGAAUGGAACAUUCAGGAAAGCACUGUGGCAGAGGGUCUACUCAUCUGUGAUUCCAAUCCUUUCUGAGGUUAUCGCCGUUGUGGACCGUGAUUCAAACCUGGAAUUGGUAAGAGAGGAAGGUAACUGGCUGUCACGUUUAUGGAUACAACUUUUCCAAAGCCACAGCAUGGUCGAGUUUCGUUACGAUGGUUUCCUGUCACUUGAAAAUGGCGUCAUACGGGAACGUGUGCCGGUGAUCACUGCUGGUCGUGAAAGGCAGGUGUUUGAACUGCAGUUUCCUUUCUCGUGGUUGAUUAAGGAAAAAUUUGAUGACAUGUGGAGGGGCGCAUGCAGCAUUGCAGGUAAGCGGUGCUUUGAUUCUGCCCUUUAAAUGACUAUAUUCCAUUUUAUUAUAUGGCCAGCUCCGUGAGCGGGCAAGAUAAACCGAAUCCUGCGCUAUCUUGCCCGCUUGGG